GCGAGUACACCCCUUUUCCCUACUCUCUCGAGUACCCAAAAAUACACAACAAGAAAGAAAAACUCUCAUCUUUUCUCCGCACACCAUUCGCACUCCACACUUACCUCUCUCUGUUCAUCCUUGUCAGUAUCGAUAUCUCCCUCUGUCUGGCUGUCUUAACAUGCUCUCCUCCUCUAUCAUCAAGAACCCACAACUUUUUCCUUCCUUUUAACCUCAUCUGUUAUUGAAUCCUGCUUGAACUGUGAUGGGGUGUGCACAGUCAAAGGUGGAUAACGAAGAAUCAGUUUCAAGAUGCAAAGAGCGGAAAAUCUUGAUGAAAGAAGCGGUGGCAGCAAGAAAUGCUUUUGCUGCUGGUCAUUCAGGCUAUGCUAUUUAUUUAAAGAAUACUGGUGCUGCUUUGAGUGAUUAUGGCCAUGGAGAAGCUAAUCAUGAUGAUUCUCAGUUUCAACAGCCUUCUUCUCAACCGCCGCCUCCUCCCCCUCCUCCCCCUCCCCCUCCCCCGCAUCCGCCGUCGAUGGACAAUCUUCCCCCGCCUCCGCCGCCGCUUCCUAACUUUUCUCCCAGUCCGAUUAAGAGGGCUAUGAGUAUGCCUGAUAUAGUGAUGAACGGGAAGCAGAUGGGUGAUUCUGAUGUGAUUGCGGAGGAGGAGGAGGAGGAGGAGGAGGUGCAGGAGUUGCGGAAUAGGAGUUUGAGUAGAAAGAAUAAGGAUUAUGAAAAUAGUGAGAAGGCUUCGCAGCGGGGCCCACAGAACAAUGGGGGUGUGGGGCCAGGGGAGGAGGAUACGCGUCCGAGGACCCCACCGAGGACGGUGGAGAGUCAUUCCUCGGUGAUGCCGCCGAUGCCGGAGGCGAAGAACAUGGCCUGGGAUUAUUUCUUUAUGACGGAUAAUAUGCCGGGUUCGUCCUUGGAUCCUGAGGAGGAUGUGAGUAGGAAUGGGGGUAAUUUUGGGAAUGUUGAGAAUGUCGGUGUUGGGUUUGCUGGGGUUGGGGAUUUGAGGGGUGGGGUAGAGGGUGGUGGUGGUGAGAUUGAUGAGGUUGAGCCAAAGACGCCGGAGAAGGCGGGGGAGAAGAUGGAUCCUGUGGUGGAAGAGGAGGAGGAAGGGGAUGUGGAGAAGAAUGAAAGGAAGCAAAUGGAGCAUUCAAAAACGGCACCACCAGAGUUUAGUGCGGUGAAUUUGACGGGGAGGAAAGGGGGGUCUGUUCCUAGUGUGAAUUUGAUGCAGGUUUUGAACGAAAUUGAUGAUCAUUUCUUAAAAGCAUCGGAGAGUGCACAAGAUGUUUGUAAGAUGCUUGAGGCCACUCGCUUGCAUUACCAUUCUAAUUUUGCCGACAAUCGAGGACAUAUUGAUCAUUCCGCUAGGGUUAUGCGUGUUAUCACCUGGAAUAGGUCAUUCAAAGGUGAGCCUAGGGCUGAAGGUGGAAAGGAUGAACUUGAUACUGAAGAUUAUGAAACUCACGCUACUGUUUUGGAUAAGUUGUUGGCAUGGGAAAAGAAACUCUAUGAUGAAGUGAAGCAAGGGGAGCUUAUGAAGCUUGAGUACAAGAAGAAGGUUGCUUUGCUAAAUAAGCAGAAAAAACGUGGUGCUAGUACUGAAUCCUUGGAGAAAACAAAAGCAGCUGUGAGUCAUCUGCAUACAAGAUAUAUAGUUGACAUGCAAUCCAUGGACUCAACCGUUGCAGAAGUGAAUCAAAUACGUGAUCAGCAGCUGUAUCCAAAACUUGUUUGUCUUGUUGACGGGAUGGCGAAAAUGUGGGCAAGUAUGUGCAUGCAUCAUGACAGCCAACUGAAUAUUGUUACAGACCUUAAAUCCCUUGAUGUCAACCAUGCUAUCAAGGAAACAUCCAAACACCAUCAUGAGCGCACAAUCCAACUUUGGAAAGUUGUCCAAGGAUGGCAUUCACAAUUCGAAAAGCUUGUGACCCACCAGAAGCAAUACAUUCACACUCUUACUAGUUGGUUAAAGCUAAAUCUGAUCCCCAUUGAAAGCAGCUUAAAAGAGAAAACAUCAUCUCCACUGAGAGCCCAGAAUCCCCCUAUCCAAGCCCUUCUCCAUUCAUGGCAUGACAAUCUGGAAAAGCUUCCAGAUGAUCUUGCCAAAUCUGCCAUCUUUUCAUUUGCAGCUGUGAUAGAAACCAUAGUACGCCAUCAGGAAGAAGAGAUGAAGCUAAAGGAGAAGUGUGAGGAAACCAGGAAGGAGCUUUUGCGCAAGAACCAGGCAUUUGAGGAAUGGCACCAAAAAUACAUGCAGCGGAGAACCCCUGACGGAACAGAUGCUGAUAGAGGUGAAGACACAAAUCCCAAUCCUGUCUCCGAGAGGCAGUUGGCAGUAGAGAGUUUAAAUAUUAGGCUGAAGGAGGAACUAGAAGCUCACCAGAAACAUUGCCUUCAGGUAAGAGAGAAAUCAGUUGGAAGUCUCAAACUUCGCUUGCCUGAACUGUUCCGCGCUCUGUCAGACUAUGCUCAUGCCUGUUCUGAUUCUUAUGAGAAACUAAGGUCCAUCACACACUCGCAGAAGAAUUCAAAUCAGAGUCACGCAUAAUGAUGUAAGCUUCUUUUAGUUAGUAAAAUUACUAUUUUAAGUUAAUCCUCAACCAGAUGUACCUUUUCUUCGAGACAGUCGGGUCUUGUUGCAGGCUACUGUUAUUUUGCACCUUUUGUGAAGAAAAAUUAGUUUUAUAUUCCUCCAAAUGCAUGCAUGCAUGCAUCAAGGAAGGGGUGAUCCUGCAUAGAUCUCUAGUUAUUUCUUGUUUAUUUGUACCUGGUGGUUUAUUCGAAGGACGUAUGGUUAGCCUAGUUGGAGGUUUUAGGGAAUAGUGAUGAUAAUGUAAUUAACUUGAAGACAUUAACUUCUGCUUUUGACUUUCUA
Messenger RNA from Populus nigra (black poplar), 2866 nucleotides. Its product is annotated as protein ALTERED PHOSPHATE STARVATION RESPONSE 1-like. The coding region runs from base 245 to 2539 and encodes 764 amino acids. The record is from RefSeq and is a predicted model, not a curated record. Lineage: Eukaryota; Viridiplantae; Streptophyta; Magnoliopsida; Malpighiales; Salicaceae. The transcript has 4 exons.